Messenger RNA from Plasmodium gallinaceum, 5901 nucleotides. RefSeq names its product phosphatidylinositol 3-kinase, putative (gene PI3K). Bases 1 to 5901 code for a protein of 1966 amino acids. The record is from RefSeq and is a predicted model, not a curated record. Gene Ontology annotation, molecular function: 1-phosphatidylinositol-3-kinase activity. Gene Ontology annotation, cellular component: peroxisome; membrane; endosome. NCBI's taxonomy places the organism in Eukaryota, Apicomplexa, Aconoidasida, Haemosporida, Plasmodiidae. The transcript has a single exon. Gene Ontology annotation, biological process: phosphatidylinositol-mediated signaling; autophagosome assembly; autophagy of peroxisome.
AUGAAUUUGACUAAAAUAAAUGAUGCAAAUAUAAUAGAUGUCGAUUAUUAUUUUAUAUUAAAUUUAGGGUUUUUUAUUUGUUUUGAAAAUGAAUAUAAUUAUUUAUUAAAAUCUGAAAAUUAUAAUAAUGAUAAAACAAAGUUAUUAAGGAAAAUAAAAAACUUAAAAAAAUUUAUUAGUCAUGAAAAAAAGAAGAAAAGAAAAAUUAAAAUAUCAAAAAUAGAAGAAACAACAAUUCAUGGAAAAUACUUAAAAGUUAAAAAAUUAUCAAAGAAAAAUGAUAAUGAAAAAAUUAUAAAUAUUAAAAAAAAAAACAACAACAAUAAUAUUAAAAAAAGAAAAACAAAUAAUUUUCAAAUAACAAGUUAUUUAAUUAUUAAUAAUGAGUUUUUUAGUUACCCUGUUCGGUUAAAAUGUACUAAUAAUAAUAAAAAAAAAAAAAGUAAUAAAAUUGAUAAAAAAGAAGGGAGUUUUAUUUUUUCCAAAAGUGAUACAACUUUUAAUAAUUUAAAUUGUAAAUUAAAUAUUAAAAAUGAUUCUGUAAACUCAUUUUUAACUAAUGAAGAUUCAUUAAGUGAAACUGACAAAAGUGAAAGGUUGUCAAAUUUUAAACAAAUAUGUAACACUGAUAAAGGUAUUAUCAGUAAACAGACUUUUCAAAAUAAUAUAGAAAUGUAUGAAGUUAAUAAAAGCAAAACAAAUGAAAUCCAUAAACAAAGAAAAGAAAAAUAUGAUAUAUUUAAAACAUUGUUAAGCCAAAAAAAAAAAAAAAAAAUUUCUAAUAAUAUUUGUUUAAUAAAUAAAAGUAUUAAAUUUCCAAUAAAAUAUAAUCAAUUAUAUGAUAAUUCUUAUAUAUUUUUUAUUAUACAAAAUAUAAAUAAUGAUAAAAUAACAUACUACAGCUAUUGCAGUUUAUUUACAUCAAACGGUGUAUUAAAACAAGGAAUACAAGUAAAAAAAUUAUAUUAUUUAAAAAAAAAAAAAAAAAUUAAAGAACAUAUUCUGAAUGCACUGAAAAAUAAACUUUAUUACAGCUAUAAUGAUCUAUUAAAGGAAAAGAAAAAAAUAUAUAAUUUUUUAAAAAAAAAUUGCAUAUAUUAUGAUUUAGUAAAAUUGUAUAAUUUUAAAAACAAAAAAGCAAAAAAAGGAAAAGAGAAAGAGAAAGAGAAAGAGAAUGAGAAUGAGAAAGAGAAAGAGGAAGAGAAAUAUAUAUGUAAAAUUAAAAACACUGAUAAUUUUAAAAUAUAUAAAAAAAAUAAAAAAGUAAGAAAAAAUAUUAACUUAAAAUAUAAUGAUCAAAAAAAUUUAAAUAUAAAAUUAUGUAGUUUUGAAAGAUUUAAUACUACCAAAAAAAUAUAUAAGGAUACUGAGAGAAAUUCUAUUUCAAAAAAAUUCAAAGAUCAUAAUAACAAUGAUAAUAACGAAGAAACCGUAGUAAAUUCUAUUAGUAAUAAUGUUAAUCCUUUUACGAAUAAAAUCUUUAAUAUAAAUAAUUAUGGAAGAAAAAAAUGUUACAAAUUAAAUAAUUACUCUGCUGAGUUAUGUUCAAAAAAUUUGAAAUAUAACAAUUUUUAUAAAGUACUGUUAAAAUAUAAAUACAUUGAAAAUUUAAUAUUUUCUAUAAAAAAAGUUUUGUUAGAAAAUUGCAAGUAUAAAAAAAAUACAUAUAUUGAAAAUUAUUCAGAAAAUAAAUAUAUAAAUAAUUAUAAGGACAAAGAGAAUGAUUUUAAAAAUUAUAAAAAAAAACAUUCCUCAUUCAGUAAAACGAACGUAAAUGAUUCUUUAAAUGGCAAUUCUUUAUAUUAUAGAAAAAUUAUGAGUUUAAAUGAUAAAUUAAUAAGCAGAAAUAAUUUUUUACUAAAUAAUGAUGUUUUGAACCCAAAAAAAGAAAAUAUAAAAUAUAAUAAAGUAAAAUUAAAGAAAAAAAUAUCUUUAAAAUGUAAAAAAGAAUUAUAUUAUUUAAAACUUUGUCAUAACUUAUAUAAAUUUAAUAAUAAUAAUAAUAAUAAUGGUUUAAAAUUAUGUAAAAAAAUAAUCAAUUUAUAUAAAAAAUGGAAUAUAAUUAAGCAAAAAAAAAUAGCAGGGUAUAUUAUUUUUAAUUUUAUGAAUUUUAAUAAGGACAUAAUAUAUUAUAAUGAAAAUAAAAAUGUCUUAUCUACAUUUCAUGAAAACAUUUUUGAUGCAAUUGGUAACAAUCAAUAUGAAUACUAUAAUUAUAAUUCUAAUUCAAUGAACAAUUAUGACUGGUUUUUUAAUUCAUUUGAUUAUGUUGGAAAAACAGAUAAUAAUGCAUUGCUAAGUGAUAAUGCUAUAAAUAAAAAAAUUAAAAAAAAUAUUUUAAUAAGUGAAUGUUCAAAAAAUUAUAAUGAUAAAGAAACACUUACAAGUUCAAUAAAAUUAUUAGAAAAUGUUGAAAAUGAAAAAAAAAUUAUUCAAAAUGAUAAUAAAAGUGUUAAUCAGAUGAAUGAAAAAAAUGAAGAAAAUUAUGAAUUGAAAGAAUCUAUCAAUAUAAAAAAUGAUAGCAAUCAUUGCAAUAAAAACAUAGAUAAUAGUAAUAAUAAGAAUGAAAAUAAAACUUUUAUAAAUUAUAACAAUGAUCAAAAUAAAGAAACUACCAAUUAUAGAAAUUGUUAUGGUAAUAUUUAUAUUUCUAAAGAAGAUAACACACAUGAAAUAGACACAAUGAAUGAAAUAUAUAAUAAAGAUAAUAAUGAGAAAAAAGAAAAAACACAAAAAAGUGAUAAUUUAUUAGAAUCAAAUGACAUUUUUUCUCAAAAUAGCAAUGAUACAUCAUAUUCGAAAAUGAAGGAGAAAAAACUAAAUGAUAUUUUUCAACAUAUAAGUAAAUAUAUAAACCGUAUAAGUAAAAAUAUUAAUAUAACAAAUAAAAAUAGAUAUGACGAUUAUCCCUUUGAUUUUUUAUCAAAGGAAAAAUUUGAAUAUAUAUCUGUGUUAACACCUACCAUUAAUGAAAUAAAAACAUUAAGUACUAUUUUAAAUAUACCAUUAAUAAAAAUGAAUGAAUAUGAAAAAGAUUGUAUAUGGAAGUUUCGUUUUCAUCUUUUAAAUAGAAAGGAAACUCUUGGAAAAUUUUUAAAAUGUGUAAACUGGGAAAACAAAGAUGAAGAAGAAGAAGCAAUUAUUUUAUUAAAUAAGUGGCCAAAACCUUGCUUAGAAGAUUGCCUUGAAUUAUUUCAUUCAUAUUUGCAUCAUAAUGUUAUUAAAAAAUAUAUUAUUGAUAUUAUAAAAAACACCAAAAAAGAUCAAUUAAAAUUAUAUUUAUUUCAGCUAGUACAAUGCUUAAGAAUUUCUAAUUAUGAAAAUAUUGAUAAUCUAUUCAUAAAUACGUUAAUACAUAAGUGUGUUAAAUCUAAAAAAUUGUCUAUAUAUUUACAUUGGCUUCUUCUAAGUGAAACAAAAGAUAAAUUAAAAGGAAAUAUAUAUUUACAUAUUCAUAAAUUAUUUAUUAACAAUCUAAUGAAUUCUAAUUUAAAAAAAAAAAAAGAAAUUUUAGAAAUUUUAAAAAAUCAAAAUAGAUUUCGUAAUCAACUUCUUUAUUUAACUAAGAUUGCGAAAAAUAAAAGUGAUCGCAUACAAAACAAAACAAGAAAAUUAAGACAAUUCAUAUUUUAUUAUAGAAAAAAUUAUGGAUAUAUAAAUAUUAAAGACUUUAUUAAAAAUAAUAUAUUUGUAACUGAUAAUAAUAUUUAUGAUUUUUCUCAUUUAAGUUCUACCGAUAACAAAAUUCUUAGUAGUAAUAUUCCAUAUGAAUUAAGUUUAAAUUUAGAAAAAGAAAUAAAAAAUGAAGAAAAAAAUUCAAAAGAAAAUUAUCAUAGACAAAAUUAUUUAUCUAAAAUAGUUAAAAAGAAUAUUUUUCCUGAAGAUACUAACAAAGAAGAUUUUGUAAAUGAAGAUAAAAAUGUGUAUGUUUGCCGUAUAGAAAAUAGUAACGAUAAUAGCAUAAAAAAAUCCCUUGAAAAUACUAAUCAAAAUAAUAUAGAAGAUAAGGAAUACUUUGAUUGUAAUGAUAGAAAAAAUAAUAUCAGUAAUUCUAUUUAUUAUUUAGAUAAUGAACUAACUAUUAAUUAUGACAUAAAUGAAGAUAUCUAUUUUUUUCAAUAUAAAAAAGAUCUUAAUCAAAGAUUAAGUUCUGAUAUUAGUAAUGAAUCAAGUAGUUUAAUUAAUUAUAUUGAUGAUUCAAAAAACAUAAGAAUAGAAAAAAGCAAAGAUAAUUCUUUCUUUUCCAAUUUUUUACAAUUUAAUGAUAAUUUCGAUUUUUUUCUAAGUAGUACCUAUAGUGAUGAAGAUAACAACAUUGAAAUUUUAGAUGAUUCAAUAAAUAUUGUUCAAAAACAAAAAAUAAAAAAAAUUAAAACACCUUUAAUUUUACCAGUUGAUCCCAAUAUAGAAUUAUUAAGUUUUUUACCUGAGCAGUCAUAUGUAUUGCGCUCUUCUUUAUAUCCUAUUGUUAUAGCUUGUUUAGUUAGAAAAAAAAUAAAACUUGAUCAUGAAUAUUCUCAUAAUUUAAUCAUUAAUAGACAAAAAUAUUUAAAAAAAAAUAUAAAAAAUAAAAAAAAUUAUUCAUUGUAUAAUUCAUAUAACUCUAAAUUUAUUAAAGCUUUAUACAAUUCUUAUGACAAUGUAAAAGAUUUUGACUACUUUUAUCAAAAUAUAAAGUAUAAGAAUAAUAACAUAUUUUACAAAAAGAAGAAAAUUGAAAAAAUUGAUAUAAAAAAUUAUGGAAUUUCUUCCAUUGAACUAAAUGAAGGUAAAAGUUUUUCUUUUGAUAAAAAUAAAAAAUCCGAAUAUGAUAAUUCUGAUAAUGUUAAUAAAAAUAAAAUAAACAUAAUGCGUAAAAUGGGAGAUUUUAAAGAAGAUAAAUUUAAAGAAAAUGAAGAGAAGUAUUACAAUGAAUAUGAACAUGAAAGUAGUGAAUAUAAAGAAAAUGAAUGUUUUGAAAAUAGAGAAAAGCAAAAAGAUGGGAAAAACGAAGAGGAAACUAAUGAAGACAAUGAAAAAGAGGAUCAUAUGGAAAAGAAUACUUCUGUAAGUUUUAUUAAAAAAGGAAAUGUAAAAAAAAAAAAAAGUAUAAAAAGAUAUAAUGAAAUAUACGAGUUAUCAAUAAAAAAAUAUAUUUAUAAAGCGGGGGAUGAUUUAAGACAAGAUCAUUUAGUAAUACAGAUUUUAUAUAUAAUUGAUAACAUAUGGAAAAAUUAUGGAUUAAACUUAAAGUUAACUCUAUACAGAGUUUUAGCUUUAUCAACUGACGAUGGAUUUAUUGAAUUUGUUGAUUAUGCUGAAUCUAUAUCUUCUAUAAAAAAAAAUUAUAAAGGAGAGAUUAGGCAGUAUUUUAUUGAUAAUAGUUCUGAUCCUAAUCCCCCCUUAGGAUUUGAUGCGCAAAAAUUAGAAAAUUUCAUAUCAAGUUGUGCAGGUUAUAGUGUAAUAACAUAUAUAUUAGGAAUAGGUGAUAGGCAUUUAGAUAACCUGAUGGUCUCAAAAGAUGGUUGUUUUUUUCAUAUUGAUUUUGGAUAUAUUUUUGGAGAAGAUCCAAAACCUUUUUCUCCUCCUAUGAAAUUAUGUAAAGAAAUGAUUGAAGCAAUGGGUGGAGCUCACAGCGUAGGUUAUGAACAAUUUUUAAAAAAAUGUUGUUUAGGUUAUAAAUAUUUAAGAUAUCAUUCAAAACUUAUAAUAAGUUUAUUAGAUGCUAUGUGUGAAUCAGGACUCAAAGAUAUGAAAACAAGCCCUGAAUUAUGUGUUUUAAAAGUUCAAGAAAAGUUUAGACUUGACUUAAAUGAUGAAGCAGCAGAAAUAUAUUUCUUAAGUGUCAUUAAUGCGUCAGUUAAAACACUAUUUCCUGUUGUUGUAGACAAAUUGCAUGAAUGGGCUUUAAAUUGGAAAUAA